AUGAGGAAAUCGGCUCUGCGAAAGGGUGCUCUCAACCUGAAAACACUUUUGCGUCGGAGAGAAUCGAUUAUUGCUUCGGCUGAACUGAUAAAAACGUUCGAUGAAAAUUUCGAGGUUUCGCAAAUAAAUCAGGUAGCGCUACGGAUCGAACGGCUCGAUGAGCUAUUCAGGAAAUUUGAGAGUGUGCAGGAUGAAAUAGAAUUGAUCGAGGAUAGGGAAGAAGAGUUUCUUGAUGACCGUGAGCAGUUCCAAGAUAAAUAUUUUGAGUUGAAGGCGUCUCUAAUGGGUAAACUUCCGCAAACAGCCCCCGUUCUUCAGUCUGCGCCUCUAGUUCAGACUCCGCCCGUGCAUGUGAACCCUACUAUGUCCGUCAAGCUUCCGGAACUGCGGAUUCCGGAGUUCAGCGGAAAACCGGAGCAAUGGAUAGAAUUUCGGGAUCUCUUUAAAGCGGUUAUCCAUUCGAACACCCAGCUGUCAGCGGUUCAAAAACUACAUUACCUUCGAAGCUCGCUAGCGGGUGAUGCGUCACGUUUAAUCUCGUCUACCGCCCUUACAGCGGAUAACUAUCCUAUAGCCUGGAAGAUCAUCACCGACCGAUAUGAGAAUAAAAAUUACCUAGUCAAGCAACAUAUGACAGCUCUUUUCAAAACCCCUCCCGCCAAGAAGGGGUCCGCUGCUGCCUUGGACGAGCUGGCAGAUGAAUUCAACCGACACGUUAGAAUCCUCGACAAACUUGAAGACGUAAACGACCACUGGAAUUCAUUCCUAGUGGAACGUUUAAGUAGCUUGCUUGAUGGAAAAUCCCUGCUGGAAUGGGAGACUCAGUGCAAGGAGGAAGAAACUCCGAAAUACGACGACUUACUCGACUUUAUGCACAAAAGGUCCCGUACUUUACAGAAAUGA
Toxorhynchites rutilus septentrionalis is the source of this 903-nucleotide messenger RNA. RefSeq lists its product as uncharacterized. The record is from RefSeq and is a predicted model, not a curated record. NCBI's taxonomy places the organism in Eukaryota, Metazoa, Arthropoda, Insecta, Diptera, Culicidae. Bases 1 to 903 code for a protein of 300 amino acids. The transcript has a single exon.